Messenger RNA from Haemorhous mexicanus (house finch), 3074 nucleotides. It is a transcript of the gene SEC11A, whose product is annotated as SEC11 homolog A, signal peptidase complex subunit. Gene Ontology annotation, cellular component: signal peptidase complex; membrane. The transcript has 6 exons. Gene Ontology annotation, molecular function: serine-type endopeptidase activity. Lineage: Eukaryota; Metazoa; Chordata; Aves; Passeriformes; Fringillidae. The record is from RefSeq and is a predicted model, not a curated record. The coding region runs from base 79 to 702 and encodes 207 amino acids.
GGCGGUGACGUGACCCGCAGGCGGAAGCGGAAGCGGGACCGUGCGGGCGCGGCGGCGGUGGCGGCGGCGGCGGCGGCGAUGCUGUCGCUGGACUUUCUGGACGAUGUGCGGCGCAUGAACAAGCGGCAGCUGUACUACCAGGUGCUGAACUUCGGCAUGAUCGUGUCCUCCGCCCUCAUGAUCUGGAAGGGGCUCAUGGUGGUGACGGGCAGCGAGAGUCCCAUCGUGGUGGUGCUGAGUGGGAGUAUGGAGCCUGCUUUCCACAGAGGAGAUCUCCUGUUCCUCACGAACCGAAUUGAGGAUCCAAUCAGAGUGGGAGAAAUUGUCGUCUUCAGGAUAGAAGGAAGGGAAAUUCCUAUAGUCCAUCGUGUCCUGAAAAUCCAUGAGAAGCAAAAUGGAGACAUCAAAUUUCUGACAAAGGGAGACAACAAUGCUGUGGAUGACAGAGGGCUCUACAAGCAAGGGCAGCACUGGCUGGAGAAGAAGGAUGUAGUAGGACGAGCAAGAGGAUUUGUGCCCUACAUUGGAAUAGUGACUAUCUUAAUGAAUGAUUAUCCAAAAUUUAAGGAGCUUGGUAAGGAGCAGAACACCCUAAGAGUAGACUUGGAACUUGUGGAAGGAGUUUGGAGGCUUAUGGGCAAGGGAUCAUCCACCUGGAUUUACCAAAGGCAUUUGGCAAGGUCCCUCAGCAAAGGCUCCUGAAGGAAGGAAGCAGCCCUGGAACAGGAGGUGAGAUCCUUACAGGGGAAAUUGUUUGCUAAAAGGCAAAGAACAAAAGGGAAGAGGGAAGAGACUGGGUAAUAAAAGAGAUGAAGUUUAAAUGUGCAUAAAUAUGAAAUAGUGCACAGGGAGAAAAACCAAUUUUAACUCUAUUUAUGAAACAACGGGUUCCAAGUGAAGUGUUACCAUCUGAAACAUUGGGCUUGUUACAGAUUGUGCUGUGAAAAUGUGAAAAUGUCAAUUCUGUGGUCAGCAGCCAUCCAGAGCAAACUGUGUGUGUCAAUUGCUGGGGAAAACAGAACAAAACGACCCCUGCUCCCUCUGGCUGCAGGCAGCUGGAGAUACUGAGGAGUCCUGGAGCUUUGAGGUGUUUUAGGUGGGAAGGGACAUUCCUGGAGGGUGGGGGCUGUGCAGGGCUGCUCUCACCCAGCCCCAGAGGGUAAAUCCUACAGAGAGGGGAGGGGAUCUCUGUGCAGACCCUCCUCUGAGGGUCUCUCUGCAGAUCCUUGAGGAUAUCACCAUUGGCAGCUGCCAUUUUCCAAGGAGUCACCUCUGGGGCUGCCAACAUCUGCAUCACCUGGGAAAGUUGGUGUGCUGACCUCUGCCAGCAAAACUGAUUUAUAAAGUAGAAUUUCUACAGCUUUUUUUAAAAUAUGUAAGCUGGGAAGAUUCCCUUGGAGACUGGGAAGGUGAAUCUCUGCUGAGUUGGAGAGAACAAGUGGCAGAGAAGCACUGCAGUGUCAAUUCCUGCCUGGAAUGCUGGAAGUCCCAGCAGGCUCCUUGCUCUGAUCCACUAAACUGGGAGGGAAAAAAUCUACCACAAACCCCACCAGGAUGGUGACCAAGUUCUGGAGCUCAGGUCCUGGUGCCCUUCCCAAGCAGGUCCUGGGUGCCAGUUAUUUUCCCUAAAAAUAGGAGCAACUCCUUAGUGAAGACUGGAAAAUCCAGAAAAAAUUAGGUUUAUCUGUUGGUGUCUGAGGCUGGUAUUUACCAAGGCUGCUGUGGAGGAAGGAAUUGCUGUUCUGCCUGGUCACAGCCCUGCUGCUGCUCAGUGAGUGCUGAAGCCUUUCACCAGCUGUUUUCCAGUAAAGCCCCACUGGCUGCCCUGAGUUGUGCUCCCACUUGUAGCCUCCAACCCAUCCCUGAGUAGCUGUUCUGGUGCUUUCCAGACUUGAAUCAGGUUAUGGGCUCACAUCCCCCCCCCACACACCAUGAGGUCAAGCCUUGGUACUCAGCAAUUAAUCUGACAUCCCCUCAGUUUUUGAGGGUUUAUGGUGGCACUGCAAAAGGGCAGGAGCUCCCUGAUUUCCUUUUCCCAGCCUUUCCCAAGCUUGCUUAGCAGUGCCACUGGGAUGGAAAAUACCUGUUCCUCUGCUCCCACCCUGGCUGAGGUAACAGCAGCUGAAAAAGAAGGAACAUCUGGCUGCAUUUGGUUGUGCAUCUAAUUAGAGCAGUGCACAAGCCUUCAUCCUGUUUGAAACCCUGCAGCUACCCACUGCUCAUCCCAGUCCCUGGGGUUGCCUGUGAGGAGCACUGAAGGAGUGGGACUUAACCCUGCCACGCUUCAGUUGUUGCCAUAAUUGCCCAGGGCUCUUUCAUCUGCCCUCUGUAAUUGGGAUCACUUUAUCCCUGCCUUCAUCCUCCCUAAUCCUACAGGUAACCCUUCAGCUUGCUCUCCCUCCAGUGGAGGAUUGCUGCUCAGCUUUCCAAAAAACAGGGGAAAGAGAAGGAGGGAAGGAGAAGCCAGACUCAGCUGUGCCAGUGCAGGAUCUUCCUUCACAUUCAGCACUUUUCUGGACCUCCCAUCCUCCUCCUCCUCCUCCUGCCCUUCCUACACCCCCACCUUCUCCACACACCCCAAAUUUUCAUCACUCUGGCCACCAUGGGUGAGUUUAAAACUGUUUUGAAGAAAAGGCUUAGGAUAGUGUCCAUCCAUUUCAAGCUGUGUUUUGUCAGUGCUGUGAAAAACACCAAUCAUUUGUUUUGAAAAUUUUAAAAGUUUAAUAAUAAUAAAGUGGUUAUAAAAAUAGUGAUAUAACUAGAGUAAUAAAAAUUUGGACGAUUUGGACUAGGACAAUAUGAGACAAUAAGAGCAAAGAGUUAUGGACAGUCUGGGUACCUUUUCCUGGGCAAAAUAAGCCCGAAAAAGUACACACGUUAACAGAGGAUUAACCCUUAAAAGCAACAGCCUGUUGCAUAUUCAUACACCUCAUACAUGAUGCAUAAAUUCCAUUCAAACAAAGGAUUCUGUCUGGUCAGUGUCAGCUUCUUCCUCUGGACCCUAAAGGUGUCUUCAGGGCUGAGCGAAGCAGGAAGAACUCGAUGAGAGAGCAAUAAAUUCUUUUUCUCUGAAA